This is a messenger RNA of Zymoseptoria tritici IPO323, 213 nucleotides long. RefSeq lists its product as uncharacterized. Gene Ontology annotation, cellular component: endoplasmic reticulum membrane. The record is from RefSeq and is a predicted model, not a curated record. The annotation marks the transcript as partial. Gene Ontology annotation, molecular function: Hsp70 protein binding. Gene Ontology annotation, biological process: cellular response to misfolded protein. NCBI's taxonomy places the organism in Eukaryota, Fungi, Ascomycota, Dothideomycetes, Mycosphaerellales, Mycosphaerellaceae. The transcript has a single exon.
AUGGCGCCUCUGCCUCCCAGCGACGACUACUACAUCAUCCUGGAGGUCGAAUCAAGCGCCACGGCAGAGGAAAUCACCCAAUCCUACAGACGCCUCGCCCUCAAACUUCAUCCAGACCGCAACGACCGACCGAAUGCUACUCAGGCCUUCCAGAAGCUAGGACAGGCCUACGAGACGCUUAAGGAUGAUGAUGAGCGCCGGAAGUACGAUCGU